AUGGAAGUGGAGCUGGAGGUCCAUAAAAAGAAGAAGAAAAAGAGCAAGAAACAUCUCACAGAAGCACCUAGCGAUACACACCACACACCUGAUGAAGAAAGCCUUCACAAGAAGCACAACAAGAAAAAGAAGAAAACCAAAGACGGUGGGCGUGGCGAUGACAGUGCGGCUGAGUUUCUGGCUGAUUUGGCAGAGAGAAAGAUGAUGAUGAAGAAGAAAAAUAGACAUAAAGAAGAGAAGGUGGAUGUGAACUCCGGGGUGAUGGAGGACAGUAGCCGUCAAGAGAGAGAGGAGACGAAAAAGAGGAAGAAAAGAAGAAUUGUGGAGACUGGACAUCUCGAGCGGGACAAGAAAAAGAAGAAAACCAAAGACGGUGGGAGUGGCGAUGGCAGUGCGGCUGAGUUUUUGGCUGAUUUGGCAGAGAGAAAGAUGAUGAAGAAGAAAAGUAGACCUAAAGGAGAGAAGGUGGAUGUGAACUCCGCGAUGCUGGAGGAGGACAGCAGGUGUCAAGAGAGAGAGGAGACGAAAAAGAGGAAGAAAAGAAGAAUUGAGGAGACUGGACAUCUCGAGCGGGACAAGAAAAAGAAGAAAACGAAAGUUAGUGGUAGUGGCGAUGGCAGCUCCGGGUUUCAGGCUGAUGGGGCUGAAAGAAAGAUGAAGAAGAACAUUAAACACAAAGGAGAGAAGGUGGGGGUGAAUUCUGUAGUGAUGGAGGACAGCAGAUGUCAAGAGAUGGGGGAGACGAAAAAGAGGAAGAAAAGAAGAAUUGAGGAGACAGAGCACCCAGUAGAAAGAGAAAAGGGUGCAGAGGUGACUGUUACACCAAUGCAGACAAGCGGUGAAGCAGCAGGUCAGAACUCUGCGAAGAGCAAGUCUGAAAAGCCAAGGAAGAGAACAGAGACAUCACCUGCUACAGGCACACAGCCACACACAAGCAAAACAAAAAAAGAAAAAUUCUAUGGGCUGAACAAGGAAGCCAUACUGCAGGAGAUCAAGGAGUACAUACCUAACGUCAUUGCCACAGAUUCAGAAAGUAUAUAUCAGUUCAAAAUGUAUGAUCUUCCUCGUUUCAGGGAAUUUAAGAAGCAAGGUAUGCCGAUACGGACAGGGAAGUUUACUCAGGCUGAGAUCAAGCGUCUCAAACAGAAUGUGAAGGACUUCCUGGCUCUAUCGGGUAUAGAGAGUGAGACUAAGCUCUUCAUGCCUCGUCGCUUCCCAGACGAAAAGGACAUUUUCAGGCGGAGGAGGAAGCUGGGAUUCAUCAUGUGUUUGUGUGAAGGGAUACCCCGCCCCUCCAUCAGCAUACGAAUUCGAGCUCAGCAUCUGUUCAACCGGGAGAAUUUCUUGGGCAGGUUCACAGACAAGGAGAACCAUGACUUACUAAACCUGUACAAACUGCAUGGACGUAAAUGGAGUCUCAUCUCCGAAAAGAUGGGCCGCAGUCCAGCAGCAGUGAAAGGACGUUUUAUCUUGAUGUGUGAGGGCCGUGGGCCAUGGACAGAGGAGGAGCUUAGGACACUGCUGACAAGUGUGCGGCAGCAUCUGCUGAAGCGGGCAACACCUGGUGAGGACGGCAGCAUUGGUGCUGCAGUCAUCAGGAAAGUAGACUUGUACAAGCAACUUCCCUGGGUGAAUGUGAGCAAGCAGGUUCAGACUCGUAGUUGGCUCUACUGCAGGACUAAGUGGAUGCAAUACCUGACAUGUAAAAUGAGAACCGGCAGCGUCAUCAAAGGCAGGAAAACACUUGAGAGUCAAAUCCAGCUGAUCAAAGCAAUCAAUGAAAUGGUUGUGGAAGACGCAGCAGACAUUGUGUGGGAUGACCUCACUCAUCUGUUUGGGAACGCACACCCGGCCUAUUUACAGAUGAGGUUCCACCAGCUGAAAGUAGCCCAUGUACCAGGAUGGAACACCAUGGAGGACUUCUGUGAUGUCAUCGACCACCUGUACGAGAAGACGCUUCCUCAACUGGAGGAGGAGCUGAAGAACUGCAGAGAGGAGGAGGAGGAGCCAACUGAGGAGAGAGACUCCUAUAGGCUGUCUGAGAUCUUCCCUGACCUCUGA
Engraulis encrasicolus (European anchovy) is the source of this 2061-nucleotide messenger RNA. RefSeq names its product transcription termination factor 1-like. Gene Ontology annotation, biological process: termination of RNA polymerase I transcription. The transcript is spliced from 2 exons. Gene Ontology annotation, molecular function: chromatin binding. Gene Ontology annotation, cellular component: nucleolus. NCBI's taxonomy places the organism in Eukaryota, Metazoa, Chordata, Actinopteri, Clupeiformes, Engraulidae. The coding region runs from base 1 to 2061 and encodes 686 amino acids. The record is from RefSeq and is a predicted model, not a curated record.